AAGUUCAGUACGUUUUCCGUUUUCUGCGAAGAAUCUCAUAAGUGCGGAGAAUGAACUGUGAUACUGUGUAAUAUAAAACAAAAGUUGUAAAUAUUUAGCACUGAUCUGAUGAAGAAGAGGCAUUUAAGAUUGGAUAUUCAAUUUCCAAUAGAAAAAUAGGAACACAAAUGCAUUUACAGGAGUCCCACAAUACAUUUAUGUUAUUUCCUUCAAGGAACGACAGAAAUGUCACAGAGUCGUCACAAACAAUCCCGAGAUCAAGCCCUAAAGACAAGCGGCAGCAACAACGCCAAAAUGAAAUCAUAUCGAAUCAACAGAGAGACUUGUGUCUAAGUUAUCGACCCAAAUAUUGUAGUCAAGAAGUAUUACGAUUGCAGCGACCACCGCCCCCAUCUAAGCCACCACCAUCAAUUGCGCUCAUCUCUUUGGAGGCAAAUUUUCACCAAAACCUUCAAGAGGGUAACAAUAUUGCGGCUGUCGGAGAUCCAAGAAACUGUCAACUACAGCGAUCAGCAACUUUGCCAGCUAAGCAAAAUCGAUUAGGAUUAAGAAGUCGAGUCACUUUCCAAGUGCCAAAACUAACGCCAUCGUCUCCUACUGCUGGUGCUAUAUUAGAGAAGAGUAGCACUAUCGUGAACAUCUGCCAACAAGUGCCAGAAAACAAAGAGAAAAAUAAUAAAAUGACGUCUGAAGAUCUAUUGCAGCCAGGACAUGUGGUUAAAGAGCGUUGGAAGGUUAUACGUAAGAUUGGUGGUGGAGGCUUUGGUGAAAUUUAUGAGGGCCAAGACUUAAUAACUCGGGAACAGGUGGCACUCAAAGUCGAAUCAGCUCGCCAACCGAAACAGGUGCUUAAAAUGGAAGUGGCGGUACUGAAAAAGCUGCAAGGCAAGGAACACGUAUGCCGUUUUAUUGGAUGUGGACGGAACGAUCGCUUCAAUUAUGUGGUAAUGCAACUCCAAGGUAAAAAUUUGGCUGAGUUGCGACGAGCACAGCCACGAGGCGCCUUUUCUCUCAGUACAACCCUUCGACUAGGCUUACAAAUAUUAAAAGCCAUUGAAUCUAUACAUUCUGUUGGCUUCCUUCACCGCGAUAUUAAGCCGAGCAAUUUUUCAGUUGGCCGUUUGCCUUACAAUUGCCGCCGAGUUUAUAUGCUCGACUUUGGAUUGGCUCGUCAAUAUACCACAGGAACAGGAGAAGUUCGUUGUCCCCGAGCUGCCGCUGGUUUCCGUGGAACAGUGCGCUAUGCUUCAAUAAAUGCACAUCGCAAUCGAGAGAUGGGACGUCACGAUGAUCUGUGGUCGCUAUUCUAUAUGCUUGUUGAAUUUGUAAAUGGACAAUUGCCGUGGCGAAAAAUUAAAGACAAGGAACAAGUCGGGUUAACUAAAGAAAAAUAUGAUCAUAGAAUAUUACUGAAACACUUACCGUCAGACCUAAAGCAAUUUUUGGAGCAUAUACAAUCGCUCACUUACGCAGACCGACCAGACUAUGCGAUGCUAAUUGGCCUUUUUGAGAGAUGUAUGAAACGACGAGGUGUUAAGGACGCUGAUCCUUACGAUUGGGAGAAAGUCGAUGCCGCCGCAAUCGGUAACAUUAAUUCAGCUUCAAAUACCCCAAUAGCUCCAGCUGCAAUAAAAAAUGAAUAUAUUCAUGGUAACAUCACUCAAAUGACGGUAGCUGCUUCCAAUGUCAGCGGCAAAGAAUAUAUUCGGAAACGUAACGAAAUUGAUACUGCUCAGUUGGCGUCAACGGAGCCUCUAAAUACUAAGGAAAAGUAUGUAGACAAAAAUUGCAAUGCAACAACAAUGACGGCACAAGCUUCAGGGGAAAGCGCAAUGCAAAACAGUAAUGCAGGUAAUCAAAAUAUAUUUUCAAAGCAGCAUCAGCAGGAACUGGUGCUCGCUGUAAAUAGUUCAGUUGCCAUACCAAAUUUUCCGAGUGCAUUGGUAAAGUCCUCGUCGGUAGUAAUUGCCAAUCACGAAUCAGCUGACGGCGAUACCGGGACGACAAUGCAAACAAACAUGCAGUUUAAGUCAACGCAUGCCACAAAUAAUAUGAGACGAAACGCAAUUCAGGCUCAAGAACAAGUUCAGGGAUCAACAUCAAUUCACAACAAUUCAGCGCCCGUAUACUAUGCGACAGAAGAGAAACAUGUUGUCUCGCAUCCGUUGCCACUGUUAGCAAAACUCCUUACCGAUGACUCAGCACACAAAGGACGCAAUAAUGAUCUUGUGAUCAAUUCAACCGAAACUGAUUUCGAACGAAACAAAAAUAGUCAUAUUAAUGUAGACGGUGCUAAUAGUCGCUCUCUAGGUAGAGACAAUAGUCACCAACAGUCAGCGAACAAAAAAAAUAAUGAUAAUAUGAUAAAAAACACUGUCGAAGAUGCUUAUAGCAGUCCACAACAACACCAAAAAUCAGCUGAAUCAGGCUCCGAUAGCAAACGGUUAUUUAGCACUACUAAUGUUACCGAUCAAAAGUCAACAUAUGGACGAUUGCGUGUUUUAAAUGUACCACCGCCAAUGCAAACUCAAGUCGUUGAGAGUGCAGAGAAUUUGCCAUUUGAUGCAAUUUGCGCCAAUGAAAUAUUAAUUCCCAGAUCAGCAGCGAUCUCAGCAACUUCAACUACGACUAUACCACCAGCUAAUCGACGAUCAGUAACUUCGACCAAUUUGCGACCAUCAUCGUCAGGAGCUGGAACUGGCUCGAUAUCAAGCCAUCGUUUGAGCAACACUGUAAUUAGUUCUAUUCCUGUUAGAAGCAGUGCUACAGCUGGGGAUCAUUCUGUGACACAAUUCGCCUUAAUUGAUGAUGAGAACGUAUCGGCGCUUCAACAGGUAACAAGGGGCGGCGGUGCACUUACGCUUGCUUCGCAAUGGAAGAGUCAGUUUGAUGAUUCGGAAGAUACAACAGAUAACGAAUGGAAGCAAGAACCACAGUCACAACCAAAUGUGGAUAAAUCGACUAAAGCGGAUGCGUCCUUGGUAUUAUUACACGGAUUGUCUAGUGUACCAGUUCCUCGAACUAAUAAUUCAAAAUCAAAACUAUUCGGAAAUGAUCAUGUUAAAAGACAUACACUUAAUAUAGCUGGAAUUGAGAACUAUGAAAUGCUGCAGAUAUCCCUUCCACACUGGUGGUCUGAACCUGCAAUGGGUAAUGUAUUACGUAAUAAGUUACAGCCACCUGCUGUGCAACAAGCUGCGUUUGAUAACACUGUUUAUCGAAUGGAUAUCGCCAGAAACGUUUGUGUACGUGAGUCUAACUCUGAAAUUGUACCAAUAUCAAAUAAGAAAAACCAUCUGACAUCACAUAUGGCGGCUACAAUAUCAUCAUUUAAAGAUGCAGCAGUUGAUUUAGACAGUAAUAUGUACUCAAAAAAAAUAAUAGACGAGCGCUCAAUAAGUACCCGGCGACAUCGUAAUAGCCUUCCAAAUGUAUGUUUUAUUGAUGGUUUCGAUGAAAAGCCAAUAAGUUUCAGAAAAAGUACUCAACCGACUGCAACAGUGCCUUCUUGGGGUGCAAAGACUACAACAAAAACAUUUCCCCAGCAUCGAAACAACAUUAAUGAUAAAAAGCCCCAGCCAAGUUUAAUACACAAUCCUUCAUGUUUUCAUGAAAGUGGAGCACUUGAACUUGACGAUGCUGGUAAUCAAGGCGAAGAUGAAGGCUGUAUCAGUGGACGACUGGAGUUUCGUGUCAUUUCUAAAGAAACCCCACAUCUGGACGAGUCUGUUUAUUAUAAAGCAUUAGCAGCCCUUAAAACUCCUAAUACAACAAUAACAGAUGGCAUCGUUGCUGCCAAAGAAACAGCUGUGCCUGGUGAUAUUCGAACUUCAGGUCUAAGUGAUAAAGAGGCCAUUAACUGUGAUGAAAAUGAUAGAAUGGAAACUAAUAUAAGUGGCUCUAGUCAUUUAACAAAAAAUUUAAUAAACAAAGACCAUGAUGCGAAAGCCAAGAUUAAAAGCAGUACGAAUGAUGGAAGUCAGCACAUUGCCUCUACUGACUACCAAAGUUUAGUGGUAAGAGAUAUCACCUCAAAUGCAGCCUUUACAAUGGGUUGCGAACUUGUAUUGUCAACGCCAAGUAAGAUACCUAUAUUAUCUGCUAAUUUGCGACAAUCCAAAUGUGCAUCUUGGACAGGUGUAAUCAGUACAGCAGCACAGCCAUCUGGUGUUGGGGUAAUUGGUCAACAGGAGCUUCUUCAGAACGAAUCAUUUAAUUCACCGAAUUGUAAAUUUGAGCCCACUGACUCUAAUCGUGUUCACAAUUACUCACAAAUUUCUCCAACUACUACGGAUUUAACACCAGGACUACGUCGCCGUCGAGAGUCUACCGAGGGAAAGUAUAUAACUGAUCCAGCCCAGUUAAAUCUGCGCUUUCAACGUCCUCGAUGUCGGGCCUCUAGCAGCAAUCGAUGUGUACUUAACAGUUUUGAAGAUCAAUUAACCGACAAAAGUGAAGAUAAAGAUGGCAAAGAAUUUGAAGUACCGUUUUGUUGCAAUUCAGCAGCAAAGUCAGGUACAUUAGAGACCAGCAACGCUGCAUGGACUCAAAAUACAAUCGAGACCUCAAUGAGAAAUAUUUCGCCACCACCAGGCGAUCCAAAAAUUGAAAACAGUGCGCGAUUACGUCGCUACCGACACAAUAUAGAAUAAUUGCAAUAAUGAUUACAAUAUUUAUUAUAUUUUGUAAUUAUGGCAAGUUAAGCUAAUAGAUCAAAUAGGAUAAGAAGUGAAACGGAUCUAAGGCACCAAAACUAAAUCUUUAUAAAAAAUAUUUAAAAUUUCAACCACUUCAUUAUAAUCGAAGUGAUGCUGACGUCUUAAUAAUAAAUAAUUGGUUACUAUGCUUAGAUUAAUUUAUACAAUUAUAUAAUAUGAAGACAAGGCUCAUUAAUAUUCAUUCUGCUGCGAUUAUUACUAGAUGAAUAAAGAAAGCUAUGCAUACAUUCAUAAAUAUGUACCCUGGAACAUAAUAUUUCAAAAAAUAUACAAAUAUAUAUACA
This is a messenger RNA of Drosophila albomicans, 5002 nucleotides long. RefSeq names its product tau-tubulin kinase homolog Asator (gene Asator). Gene Ontology annotation, cellular component: nucleus; cytoplasm. Gene Ontology annotation, biological process: signal transduction; peptidyl-serine phosphorylation. The transcript has 16 exons. The coding region runs from base 168 to 4652 and encodes 1494 amino acids. NCBI's taxonomy places the organism in Eukaryota, Metazoa, Arthropoda, Insecta, Diptera, Drosophilidae. Gene Ontology annotation, molecular function: ATP binding; protein serine/threonine kinase activity. The record is from RefSeq and is a predicted model, not a curated record.